Molecule: messenger RNA, 1317 nt
Organism: Plasmodium vinckei vinckei
Lineage: Eukaryota; Apicomplexa; Aconoidasida; Haemosporida; Plasmodiidae
Product: DnaJ protein, putative
Exons: 1
Coding region: 1-1317 (438 amino acids)
Cellular component (GO): cytoplasm
Source: RefSeq, a predicted model, not a curated record
AUGGAGGAGAAAGAAAGGGACAUUGAAAAAUGUCAGUGUUAUUAUGAAAUAUUAGGAGUUGAAAAAAAUGCAACAAUUGAAGAUAUAAAAAAGAAUUAUAAAAAAUUAAUUUUAAAUUAUCAUCCUGAUAAAAAUUCAAAUCGAUCAGAAGAAGAGUUAAAAAAAUAUACUCAUAUUUUUAGAAAAAUACAAGAAUCUUAUGAAUGUUUAAUUGAUGAGAAGAGACGAAACUGGUAUGAUGCCAAUCGUAAUAAAAUUAUAAGAGGAAGAGAAGAAGAAGAAAAAAAAGAAGGGGAUGAAAUAUAUUCAUAUAAUAAUUAUAAAGUUAAUAUAAAUAUUUGGGGAUAUUUUAAUAAUAAUUGUUUUAGUGGAUAUGAUGAUAAUUGUGAAAAAGGUUUUUACAACGUUUAUAGAAAAUUGUUUGAAGAUAUAAUAAAAGAAGAAAAUGAAGAAAUAAAUAAAAUAAACAAAAUAAAUAAAAACAAUAAAGAGAAACCAAUUAAUGCUCCAAGUUUUGGAAACUCUCAAACUUGUGGAAAAAGUAUUGAUGAGUUUUAUGAAUAUUGGAGUAAUUUUAGUACUGUUAAAAAGUUUGAUUUUUUUAAUGAGUAUUUAAAAUCGUAUGAAUUUGAAAAUAGACAUACACGAAGAAAUUUAAAAAAAGAAAGUGAAAAAAAAAGUGCUAAAGAAAGAAAAAAUUAUAAUGAAAAUAUAAGAUCAUUAGUACAACAUUUAAAACAAUAUGACAGUAGAUAUUUAAAUAGGGCUGUCCAAAUUGUAGAAGAAAAAAGGAAAAAAAAUGAAGAAAAAGAAAAUAAAAAAAAACAACAAUUAUUAGAAAGAAGAUUAUUAUUUGAACAGUCUAAAAAGAAAUGGGAAGAAGAACAAGCAGCAUAUUAUGAUGAAGAAGAUUUAUCAGAUUAUAAUCACCAUACGAGAGAAUUUCGUUUUGAAUCUUCUUAUAAUCAUUAUGAUAGUUCUGGAAAUGAAUAUUCAAAAAGGAAUUCAAAUUUUAAAAGAACUGAUAAUAUAGAUGAUGGUGAAUAUCAAAAUGAUAAUAAUUCGGAACAUAGUAUAAAACAAAAUAUUAUUUAUCGGUGUGAAGUAUGUAAAAAAAAUUUCAAAACCAUGAAACAUUAUAAUUCUCAUGAGAAGUCUAAAAAACAUAUAACAAAUUUUUUGAAAAUUACAAAAAAUUUAGAUUUGGAUGAUAUAUUUGGGGAUGUUGGAAAUGAUGAGGAAAAUGAUAACGAAAUUAAGGUGGAAAAAAAAAAAAAAAAAAAAAAAAAAAAAAAAUUCUCCUACUUUCUCUUUUAA